CACCGCUGUCUGGCCGAGUCCCCGAGACACGCCUCGCCGACGUCACCGUCGUCGUACAGUCUACUGCGACCGCAGCCCGCACCACUCUCCUCCAAGCACCGCCGUCCGUACUACUUCUCCAGCGGCCGCAGCCUAGGCAAUGCCGCACCACCACCACACCAAUCCGUCGCAUCCUCCUGCGGCGCGCAAGCUCCUCUCCUGGCGCCGCGUAGUCGCCGCCUGCGCCGCUGUCGCGGCUCUCGUGCUCCUCCUGGCCGCCGCCCCGGCCACGGAGGACCCCAGCCGGUGGCGCUCUUAUCUCAUGGGACCCCUUCCUGGGGGGACCCGCAAGGAGACAGUGGCGGCCGCGGUCGUGGCGAGAAGCUUCGCGGGCCCCGCCGCCUCCACGUCGUCGCCAGCCGAAGCGCCGCUUUCAUCCUUGGGCGAGAUUAAUUUGUCAGCUAGGAUUGCUCCAGCAGCAGCGCCCUCUAUGUUCUUGGUCCCUUCAUCUUCACCCACAGAGAAUUUUGAUGAUGGUUCAAUGGAGGAACCCGAACAUCCUGAGAUAAAGAGAAAUCUGCCAAAGGAAUCAGCUCCUUUUCUCAAAAAAGAGCCCAUUUCCAGUGGUUUGCCUACAAUAAGCCCUGAUGCCAAUGGAGAACAUGUCAUGGAUACCAAAUCUGUUCUGCCUCUAACGCCAGAGCAGGCACCUCUUUGGUCAACAGCAGCUGAUGAAGAGCUUAUAUAUGCAAAGAAAGAGAUCACUAAUACACCAUUGACCUCAGACGACCCUGAUCUAUAUGCACCCCUGUUCCGGAAUGUGUCCAUCUUUAAAAGGAGUUAUGAACUGAUGGAGAGACUUCUUAAGGUUUUCAUAUAUCAUGAUGGAGCAAAACCUAUUUUCCAUUCCCCAGAGUUGAAAGGUAUCUAUGCGUCUGAGGGAUGGUUUAUGAGAUUGAUGGAGACAAACCAGAAUUUUGUUGUCAGAGAUCCAAACAGAGCCCAUUUAUUCUAUCUCCCAUAUAGUUCUCGUCAACUGGAGCAUAACCUUUAUGUGCCUGGCUCAAAUUCAAUUGAGCCACUGUCUAUCUUUGUUAAAAAUUACAUUGACCUAAUCUCGGCCAAGUACCCAUAUUGGAAUAGGACAAAAGGAGCUGAUCAUUUCUUUGUUGCUUGCCAUGACUGGGGGCCUUACACAACCAAAUUGCACGAUGAAUUGCGGAAGAACACUAUUAAAGCUCUCUGCAAUGCAGACCUCUCUGAAGGAAUUUUUAUCCGUGGAAAAGAUGUUUCCCUUCCAGAAACAUUUCUUAGAUCACCAAGAAGACCUCUAAGAGAUAUUGGGGGAAGACCAGCCGCACAGAGAACUAUCCUGGCCUUCUUUGCAGGGCAGAUGCAUGGUCGAGUUCGACCUGUACUUCUCAAGUAUUGGGGAGACAAGGAUGCUGAUAUGAGAAUAUACAGUAGGCUGCCACACCGAAUCACUAGGAAGAGAAAUUAUGUUCAGCAUAUGAAGUCAAGCAAGUACUGUAUCUGUCCCAUGGGGUAUGAGGUAAACAGCCCGAGAAUAGUUGAGGCAAUAUAUUAUGAGUGUGUUCCAGUAAUAAUUGCCGACAAUUUUGUUCUCCCAUUUGAUGCUGCACUCAACUGGAGCGCAUUCUCUGUUGUCGUACCAGAAAGUGAUGUACCUAAGCUGAAGGAGAUCUUGUUGGCAAUACCUGAGAGUCGAUACAUAACCCUGCAGUCAAAUGUGAAAAGGGUGCAGAAGCAUUUUCUGUGGCAUCCAAAUCCUGUCAAGUAUGACAUUUUCCACAUGAUACUACACUCAGUUUGGUUUAGCAGGGUAAAUCAGAUCCGUUAGGGCAGCACCUGUGGUUCACAUGCCUGAAUUACAUAUGAGGGUUGUUUGCUGACCCAUUUUUGGUGUGCUUGUCUGAAGGAAGCUGCUCAUGUGGUGGGAUUUGGAUUGUAGUCUGGUCGGCGCAGCUGUUCCUUGCUCAAAGUUCUGAAUGGAGAUAUUGAUCUGACAGGAGAACUGACAAUCUGUGGAUAAAAUACAGUUUAUAUAGGAGCAGGCUUAGAAUUUGCGAGUUCUCAUUACUGGUAACUUUUCUCAUGGAUAGUUUGGUGUAAGCGUUGACAAAAGUUGAUCCAAGUGCUGUGAUGAUGUUCCAUUCUGUAAGAUUGUAAUUUUCGUUACUCCUUUUCACUUGGGCACGGGAAAAGAUCUGGAAACAUUGUAUGUAACUGGUCAAAAACAUAAAGGAAAAGAUUGAUUUAUUUUGAAAGGAUAUAAAUACGUCACAACAUAUGCUCCGUUUCACCUUUUAUGGGGAAACUGGUGCAUUUUUUUUUCAUA
Molecule: messenger RNA, 2338 nt
Organism: Sorghum bicolor (sorghum)
Lineage: Eukaryota; Viridiplantae; Streptophyta; Magnoliopsida; Poales; Poaceae
Product: probable glycosyltransferase At5g03795
Exons: 7
Coding region: 140-1840 (566 amino acids)
Molecular function (GO): glycosyltransferase activity
Source: RefSeq, a predicted model, not a curated record